Molecule: messenger RNA, 1329 nt
Organism: Arabidopsis thaliana (thale cress)
Lineage: Eukaryota; Viridiplantae; Streptophyta; Magnoliopsida; Brassicales; Brassicaceae
Product: PPPDE putative thiol peptidase family protein
Exons: 5
Coding region: 241-915 (224 amino acids)
Molecular function (GO): peptidase activity
Source: RefSeq, marked reviewed
UUGCCAACUAAUAUUUAGCUUUGACUUUUAUUUGUUUUGUUCAUUACUUAUAUGCUUAAGUUUUAACCAAAAAAAAAAAGCAAAUCUUCAAAGAAAAAAACUCCGUGUAUAAACUUUUCUCGAUCAUUUUUGCAGUCUCUCUCCCAACCAAUCCCAUUCUGCUCGACUCUCAUUGUUGCAGAGGUUUAGGAAGAAAGGAAUGGUUCGAUCGUGACUUUGAAUUGGGAUAUUGUGUGUAAAAUGUGGGUGCCUACAUUGAGCUCAAGCUCAUGUUCAAGUGAUGAGAGGGAUGAGAGCAGUGGAGAAGCCGCGCUUACGCCGGUUUAUCUCAAUGUCUAUGAUCUAACGCCUGUCAACAAUUACCUUUAUUGGUUUGGGAUUGGCAUUUUCCAUUCUGGUAUUGAGGCUCAUAAUUUGGAAUAUUGCUAUGGAGCUCACGAGUAUCCAACAAGUGGGGUAUAUGAGGUGGAACCUAGGAACUGUCCAGGGUUCAUCUUUAGACGGUCGGUUUUACUGGGAACUACCAGCAUGUCCCGUUCAGAUUUCCGCUCAUACAUGGAGAAGCUUUCAAGAAAGUACCAUGGUGACACUUACCAUUUGAUUGCCAAGAACUGUAACCAUUUCACUGAAGAAGUAUGCUUGCAGCUAACAGGAAAGCCUAUUCCAGGAUGGAUUAAUCGGCUGGCCCGAGUAGGUUCCUUCUGUAAUUGUCUUCUGCCAGAAAGCAUUCAGCUUACAGCUGUUAGUGCUCUUCCCGAACGCCUUGAAUUCUCCGAUGAGGAUGAAUCAAACUCAGAGGCAUCUUCUGUGUCAGAUGAAGAAGGAUCAGAGCAGCAUCUCAUAAAUGUAGCAGACAGAGAGAUUGUGUAUCUACAAAACAAACCAGUGCGACUUACCAGAGAGGAGAUCCCCUGAGAAACCAACCAGCGACGACAAUGUACUUCCUCCUGAAUCAACCCAACCAAUCAUCAAAACUUGCAGAGUGUGGUGUGCCCAUGGAAGCUGAAAGGGAGUAAGUUAUAUAUCUCGUUUUGUCACCUUAGUGCUGCGUUGGUUCUGUCGGAAAUUCGAUUUGGUAUUCUUCUCAUCAUUUUAGGAAUGUAAAAACGGAUUCCCGGAUUCAUUUUAAUCAGACAACCCUUUGGCAGUAAAAAUCUAAAGAUUUCUCCAUAUUUUCCAUAUCUAGUUACCCCGGUUCUACCCAUAAGGCCAUAACCAUAUCGAAAGAGCUAUCAAGCUGUUUAUCGUUUGUAAUAAAUUUUAAAAACAAAUCGUAAUUAAAGUUAUUAAAAGAAAGAAACCACAAAUCAGUUACUAGGGCAAAAAAAC